Molecule: messenger RNA, 1654 nt
Organism: Paecilomyces variotii
Lineage: Eukaryota; Fungi; Ascomycota; Eurotiomycetes; Eurotiales; Thermoascaceae
Product: putative MFS sugar transporter
Exons: 5
Coding region: 110-1654 (514 amino acids)
Biological process (GO): carbohydrate transport; transmembrane transport
Cellular component (GO): membrane
Molecular function (GO): carbohydrate:proton symporter activity
Source: RefSeq, a predicted model, not a curated record
GCAGAUUGACGUCGAGACACAAGCCAAUUUUUUUCGAGUGAUAAUUCACACAUUGUAACCUAGGAGCCGUUCAGAAAACAUAUUACACGGAGUCAUCAUACAGGAAGGAAUGUCAAAACCGUUUUUCAUGGCUGCCCAAGAGCGGCCUCUAUCGUCGGCAGUGCUUGAUGAUGAGAACGAUGCAUCGCAGUCCAAGCAUAGAUGGUUCUCUGGUCUCCGCCUACCCAGAUACGUUAUCGCGUCGAUCACUGUCGCCUGCGCGGCGAUGUUAUUUGGGCUUGAUACGGGGUGCAUCGGCCCAGUAACGACUAUGCCAGAAUUCCUGGGAUCAUUUGGCCAAUUUUCUUCCACGAUACAUGGGGCAAUAGUCUCAACAAUUCUAAUCACUGCGUCCGUGACUUCCUUUUUUGCAGGUCACCUGUCGGAAAUUCUGGGUCGAGAACGCGCUGUUAUUGUUGGCACGACAGUAUUCUCCUUUGGAGCUGCUAUAGAAGCGGGCGCGACCUCCUUGGGUAUGUUCGUUGGAGGAAGAGCGGUCAAGGGCGUCGGUGAAGGAUUCUUCCUUAGCACCUUAACUGUAUAUAUCUGUGAGGUGUCUCCAGCUAGUAGGCGCGGGUCUCUUGCGUCACUGGUUCAGUUUCUGACCACAAUCGGGAUUUGUGUUGGUUUUUUCAUGUGUUAUGGUACAGUGCGCAUUGCUUCGUCGGUCUCAUGGAGACUUCCGUCGGCAAUACAGUCUGCUCUCGCUGCUAUUCUCGCAGCUGCAUGCUCAACCCUUCCUCCGUCUCCGUGUUGGUUGGUGAACAAGAGACGGUACACAGAGGCGUACGACGCAAUGGAUAAACUUGGCUUGCCCCGUGGGGAGCUGGAACUUGACUCUGCUAUCCUAUCUCCCUCGUCGACAAGCUCAAGUCUUACGGAUAUUGAAACAAUGAAAACAAAUAGGUUCGCAGAGGUCUUCACUAAACCAUAUUGGAAGCAGACUGUCAUUGGGAUGUUCAUGAUGGUUAUGUGCCAGUUCUCGGGAAUAGAUGGCGUGUUAUACUAUGCACCGACUUUGUUUAAACAAGCCGGACUCUCAAGCACAUCCAGCAGUUUCUUGGCGUCUGGCAUUACCGGUAUUCUUGGUGUGGUUGUGACUAUUCCUGCCUCCCUUCUUGCCGACCGUUGGAAUCGAUGUACAUCCCUGAUAGCCGGCGGACUCGCGAUUGGGGCAUGUAUGGUGGUUAUUGGCUCACUUUACGCUUCUAAUAGUGUGCAUCCAAGCAGUGGUGCUGGUAGAUGGGUCGUCAUAAUCAGUAUCUAUCUUUAUACCAUAUUUUUCGGUAUAAGCUGGGGAGUUACGAUAAAGAUAUAUUCUACAGAGGUACAACCAGCACGGACAAGGGCUGCAGCCAGCAGCUUGGGGCAAGGGGUCAAUUGGGUGGCUAAUUUUUUGGUCGCCUUUACCACUCCUAUCUUCCUAGCCCAUUCGUCUUGUGGUGCCUACUACUUCUUUGGGUCCUGGAACUUACUGACUGCUCUUGUGUGCGUAUUCUUUAUGCCAGAGACUAAAGGACGGUCUCUUGAGGCGAUAGAGGCCUCAUUCCAUCAGUCGGCACAGAUGCCAGAUUUAUCAACACGGGACGGCAAAAACAGCGAGAGCAUCCCGUGA